GGACUACGUCUACGGUAUAAUCUGCUGCUAAUUUCUACCAUUUGGUGGCGACGGUAGAAGUUUCGACGGGCGUGUUUAUAGGAGGGAUAUUGAGUUAAUCCCCCAAAUAUAGUUAUAAGAAGAAAAACUGGGGGAGAUGAAGCAUGUACCAAUAAGAACGUCUGUCCGUUCCGUUCAACGUUAGAUGUAAUUCGGAAACAUAUUUAUUUCACUGACUGCCUCAUCACACAGCCACAGCCGCGCCACAGGAUCCGAGUCCAGCCAAGCCAGCGCCAGCUGCGGCCGGCAGACCGGGGAUUUCCCCCGGACCCGGCGGUGAAGCUUGCAACAGCGGGCAGCAGGGUGAUCAAGGCUGAGUCCAUCCAGGCGAAGACCAUCGGCAUCGUCAUCGACCAGUCGCACUCAGCACAAAACAUGUCAAAGGUGCGCCGCAAGUAUAGAGUUAUACAAAUUAAAAUGCAGGGUGCUGAAUAGUGAUGUUGAAUUGCUUCCUCCUUGCGGUGGUCAGGAGAAGGCAUAUUCAAUUCUUCUAACUCCGCAAGCCAUCAGAUUCGUUGCUGACAUGGUUCUAGAGUUCAACAGCAAAGUAGAUCAGAUCUUGAGAGAGAGGAAACAGAGAAAGUUAGAGGUGGACGCAACGAAUGCCCGACCAGACUUCAGAACAGACACCCUGCACAUCCAACAGGGGUCUUGGACUGUAGACCCUGUACCAAAAUGUCUUGUCAACAGGCAUGUAGACCUUGGUGAUGUGUCCCCAGCAAACAUUGAGCACUUUACAACAUCCCUGCAGUCCUCUGCUCAAGGUAUUCAGACCGACUUUGAUGACGGCCACUGUCCGACAUGGCGCACACAGAUUGGAGGCCUUUAUAACGUAUACAGAGCAGUCCACAAUCAGAUACCGGGCGUACCUUCCAUUGAACAUGCACCCAUACUGAUGCUUAGACCUAGAGCAUGGAAUAUGGAAGAACCAAACAUGAUGGUAAAUGGGGUUGUAGUUCCAGGCCCACUCUUUGACUUUGCUCUCUUGAUGUACCACAAUGCAAAGAUUCUAUUGGACAAAGGUUGUGGACCUUUCUUCUAUCUUUCAAAGAUUGAAGGAUACAGAGAAGCCAGACUCUGGGACAAGAUAUUCACAUGGGCUGAGGUGAAGCUUGGUCUUCCCCUGGGCUGUGUGAAAGCAACAGUCCUUAUUGAGAAUGUCUUAGCAGCUUUUGAAAUGCAUGAGAUCUUGUAUGAGCUGAGAAAGCAUUCGGCAGGGCUCAACUGUGGCCUGUGGGACUACUCUGCUUCAUUUGUCAAUAAAUUUGGUCAUAGGCCAGAUUUUGUGCUUCCAGAUCGUCACAAGUAUGUGAACAUGGAGAGGCACUUCUUGAAGAGCUACCUGGCCUUGACAAUAAAGACCUGUCACCAGCGAGGAUGCACUGCUACUGGUGGGAUGAGCGCCCUCUUGCUUCCAUCUAAGAAAGGCCUAGAAUACAAUGCAGCAGUCGAGAAGGCAUGCAGAGCUAAAUUGAGUGAAAUCAAAGCUGGUGUAGAUGGUUUCAUGGUUUAUGAUAUUGGAUUGCUACAGCCCAUGCAACAGUUAUGGGCUAAAUUUGCCCCAUCUCCUAACCAACUUGCCAUUCUGAGGUCAGAUGUCAACGUUCAAGCCAAGGAUCUACUUCUCAUGCCAUCAGGAGGAGUUACACUGAGUGGACUGAAGACAAACAUUGCCGUAGGAAUCCUCUUCAUAGAUUCAUGGCUUAUAGGUAGAGGUCAUUUUCCUCAUUCUGGUUCAGUAGAAGACUCUGCUACAGCUGAAAUAUCAAGAUCACAGGUAUGGCAAUGGAUACGUCACGGGACUUGCCUUGAAGACAGCAAGCGACCAGUCACAAGACGUCUUGUCAUUGAUCUCAUCCAAGCCUUCCUUGCUGAUAACAAACCUACUUCCUCUUCAGACAGCCACAGAAGAUUGAGGGUAUCUGCAAACAUCUUCCUUGAGCUUGUCACAAGAAAAGAUUUCCCAGAAUUCAUCACAACGUAUAUGAACAGUAACAUCUCUUUUAGAGCUGCAAACCAUUUGGAUUUUGCCAAUCUGACUCCUGUUUCUAGCAAUCUAUAAAUUUUCAUGAACUUGACCUUGUAGACUUCACUUUUUGAAACUGGAGACACAACAUGCAUUGAGAGCUGUUUGCUGACAGCAGAGCAUUGCGCCAGUCUUGUAUUGGGGCACUGAGCAUUUUGUUAUAGCUUAUUGCCAGGUAUUAUAGAUUCUAGAUAAGUUGCAUUAUCAUCUAUAUAGAGUGUUUUAGCAUAUUUUGGUCUGCAUCAAUUGCCUGUGCAGUUUUAGAGCGUAUCCCUUAAUAAGACUGAAAUCCGACGAAUAUCCCAUAGGCUCCUGUACAAAAUUUGCUGUUGAGUAUGAGACCAUAUUCAACAGUCUAGUGCGCAUACUAUAGUUUAUCCAAUGUAUACUAUUGUUUCCUAUGCCACAUAAGGAAAUUCAACCAACCAGCUUAGCAACCAAUCAUUUUUUUUUUUUUUUUU
Messenger RNA from Lytechinus pictus (painted urchin), 2526 nucleotides. RefSeq lists its product as uncharacterized. Lineage: Eukaryota; Metazoa; Echinodermata; Echinoidea; Temnopleuroida; Toxopneustidae. Bases 563 to 2101 code for a protein of 512 amino acids. The transcript has 13 exons. Gene Ontology annotation, molecular function: malate synthase activity. The record is from RefSeq and is a predicted model, not a curated record. Gene Ontology annotation, biological process: glyoxylate cycle. Gene Ontology annotation, cellular component: cytoplasm.